This is a messenger RNA of Coregonus sp. 'balchen', 6236 nucleotides long. The record is from the annotation of a GenBank genome assembly. NCBI's taxonomy places the organism in Eukaryota, Metazoa, Chordata, Actinopteri, Salmoniformes, Salmonidae.
AUGGCGGCCGCGGUGUAACUUAGAAGUAGCCCAAAAACCUGCGACCAAUACAUUUUAACCCGCGACAUCGUUUUCAAAGUACACCAAUUUGGUCAUGGCAACCCUGUCAUCAGACAUGCAGGUAGCUGAGAACGCUCAACUCCGCCUCCAUAUAAGAAAACAGAGUUGCGCGUUCGUCAGCUAACAUGCAGAUAACUUGCAUAUCAGUUUCUACGUGGAAUACAUUGUUUUAAGUGCUGCUUAAACUUGGAUAGUUCACAUGCUCAUUCAUUACUCGAUGACCUGCACAAUCCACAGUUCCAUAAUACUAUAAAUGGUCAAAAAUAUUUCAGAUGGAGAUGAAUGACACUGACAGGUCCUAGCCACAGUACCCAUUAAGACCACCAGAUGGGGUAAUGGUGUUAAAUUAGCUGGACCAUCACAACAAGCCCUCCAAAACACUUAAUGUGCGGUCUAUUACUGACCUGAUGAUAAAUAAGCUUUAUAAUAUUUUGUGAAGAAAUAAGCUCUGUUCAAUAGCAACGACACCUGACAUUACAUUUUUGUUCGUAUUCCCAGCGGUUCCUGACAAACCUGAGGGACCUGGCCAGUCGUAUGUCUGGCGCGGGGGGCAAGGGAGCAGGAAUAGGUCUCAAGCUGCUCAUUGGGGCUGGAGCUCUGGCCUAUGGCGUCAAAGAGGCUACAUUCACAGGUAGGCCUAACCUAGCGUAUGGUAGUGAAAUGGGUAACACUAUUAUCACGAUCAUGAGUGCACCCCUCUAACGUUGUGUGAAAUGGUUUGUUCCCAGUGGAUGGAGGUCAGAGAGCGAUCAUCUUCAACAGAAUCGGGGGGAUGCAGAUGGACACAGUGCUGGCUGAGGGACUGCACUUCAGGUAGGCCUACACUGUCUGACUCUGUCCAGGGGUUUAUAAUGAAGCCAGGGUUGUUAUGUUCAGUUUGCUCGACUUAAUGCAAAGCUAAAUUCACAUGACCAUAUUGAAACUGAACUAUUUUUGUUGUUCUUCAGGAUACCAUGGAUCCAGUACCCCAUCAUCUAUGACAUCAGAGCAAGGCCCAGGAAGAUUGCUUCACUAACUGGAAGCAAAGGUACAUGAUUGCUGAAAUAGGGGGAUUCAUUGAAAUCCAGUAUGGAUACAUGUAGACCAAUACAUUAUGUCCAGCAGAUCAGUAAAGAUUUGAGGCUUUCAGAUCAGUAAAGAUAGAAGAUACAGCCCUGACUUCUCUCUCCCUGUCUCUCCUACCUCUGUAGAUCUGCAGAUGAUAAACAUUGGGCUGCGUGUGCUGUCCCGUCCUGUGGCCGCCAACCUGCCCGCCAUGUACCAGCAGCUGGGGAAGGACUAUGACGAGAGAGUACUACCCUCCAUCGUCAACGAGGUGCUGAAGAGCGUGGUGGCCAAGUUCAAUGCCUCGCAGCUCAUCACUCAGAGAGCACAGGUACUGCCACACAGUCUCAGGAUUAUAUGGGACAAAGGUUGUGUACCUAGCCAGUCUGUUUAAAAAGCGACUACCCCUAAAAAGCAACUUCUCGUUUUGAAAAUGGCCUAUGUGGCAUCAAUGGUCAUUAAAAAAAAAAAGAUUAUAGUGUCAAAAUAUACUACAAAGUGUAAAUAGGAUAAUUUUGUUCAUAAAGUCAGUCUCGUCCAAAACUGAGAUUUGGGAGAUAAUAGGAAAAAAUGGAAUGAAGGGUACUGUAACAGUUUUCCUUUGGUUGGGUUUAUUUCUAUCCUACCCACAGCUGGCAGCACCCAAGUAAUCAUCAAUUCGGAGCGCAGCUGCACGUAACCCAAUCGUAAUGCCCAUGGUCAAUUUGGUUUGACAUUCGAUAUCCCUAUGGGGAUAGUUAGGGACCAUUAGUAAAUUACACAAUGUACAUGGGACAAUAUUUUCAAAUGUCAAUAGCUCCAAAUUUCAAUGAGUAGGUUUACUAAUAAUUUGAUAUUAAACUGAUUAUGUCAGUAGGCAGAUUAUGCAAUAGUCAUGUAAACACCUUACUCUGCUUAUCUUAAUCAGUGUGAGGUCAAAAUCGAAGUAAGCAUACGCCGAUUAAAAACCUUGUUUUCUGAGCAAUUUUUUGAAUUAUUACGACAUGUAAACACCUUAAUCGGCGUUCUAGCGGGGUGCAUUUGAUCUGCGCAUGUGCUAGCAUCAGCCGAGCGAGCCUCCGUCUUUAGCGCGAGUGAAGUGAGUUCGGAACAACAAUGUGUGCGUCUUAGAAGUACUUUUCACUUACAAACUCUAUAUGUCUGAACAAAAAUAGCAUGGUCGCUGUGAUAGAAUGUUUAUUUUGAUUUGCAGAUUUUCUGCAUUUAUCAGCGUGCCAUCUGAUUUCAGAUGUGUCCAUGUAAACAGGAUUAUUAGGGAAAUUGUUCUUCUUCCAAAGCAUAUAAACGUUUUAAUCGAACUAUUAUAUUAAUUCGACUAUCCACAAUAAUCUCAUUGUGUGCAUGUAACCGUAAUCAUUGAUUUUAAAAACCUCAAACCAACUAUAAAUUCAUAUACAAAUAUUGAAAGCAUUUAAUGAGACAACUAAAAUAUGUGCAAUAUGAAAAUAUUUUCCCAUUUACAUUGUGUGAUUUAUUGACGGUCCUUAACUAGCCACAGAGAUACCAACUUUGCCAUGGUCGCACACCAGCUGGCUAUAGCUAAUUGGCGAAAGAAGUUGGAUAGCUCUAGCUAGCUAGUCUAGGGGACUUCGACAAAAGACCUGGUUAGACUGUUUUCAUGUUGUCUAGAAGGGACACCUACAUUAUCCCCCGAGACAACUCUCGUUUGGCUUCAGUCAUGGCCGCUGCAUUUCUUAAUGACCAAGCUGGAAAAACGAGGCCAAAUCAGGAAGUUCAGCCCCCUUUAAAAAAAACAAAAUAGAGUGAUGUGAACCAAUGCUUAUUUUUAGCCCUUUUCUUGUCUAUAACCGUCUGUGUGCUGUGUUCCUUUUGUGUAGGUGUCAUUGUUGAUUCGCCGAGAGCUGUUUGAGAGGGCCAAAGACUUCAACAUUAUCCUGGACGACGUGGCCAUAACAGAGCUGAGCUUCAGCAGAGAGUACACUGCUGCCGUAGAGGCCAAACAAGUUGGUAUGUACCUGCCACAAUGUGUGCGCAUGUGUGUUGGGGAUGGUGUAUAUGGCUGUCUGUGGAUGCAUACUUGCCUGUGUUUUAGAUUUUGUCUGCAUAUGUGUGUGGGUUAGUCAAUGCGCUAAUGUGUGUUAGUAGAUUGCUUGUGCCUGCAUAGAGUUUAAACAAAGCUUGUGUGUGUCUCCGCAGCCCAGCAGGAGGCCCAGAGAGCCCAGUUCUACGUGGAGAAAGCCAAACAAGACCAGAGACAUAAGAUUAUCCAGGCAGAGGGAGAGGCAGAGGCUGCCAAGAUGGUAAAACAUUAACCUCACCACAACCUUUGGACGACCUGUCCCCUCGUCUUCACAUGACCUUGCACGACCUCAAACACCAGGCUGAUUAUUCUAGUCAACAAUUGUUUUUUUAUUGACUUUAGCAUGUUAAAUGAAUUACAAAUUCAUUCAUACAUACAAGCAUUCAUUCUGUCUCUUUGUGUUGUAGUUGGGACAAGCAGUGACAAAGAAUCCUGGAUACCUGAAGCUUCGACGAAUUAGAGCUGCCCAGGCCAUUGCUAAGACAGUGAGUUCUAUACAGCGUUGUUCCUAUAUAAAGGAACUGGAUAUCAAUGAAUAUGUCAUGAUAAUUGUUCAGAACUACUUGAUUAAUUAGGCAUUGAGGAAAUAGUUAAUCAUCCUCAGAGGCUCUGUGAUGUUAUUGUCCUAAUCAGACAUUGUUCCAGUCAGAAUGGGGUCAAUCAUUUUAGCAGGCUGUGUUUGUUGUGGCUGUUUGGUUCUCAUUGCAAUGGUAACCCACAGUGCAGUUAGCUGGUUAUAUCAUUAUCAAUAAGGCUGAGGAAUGUCUGUUUCCCUUAUGCUACGAGCUGCUACGAGACUAGCUAUGUGACGCUGUGUCUGUCUCUGUGUAUUGUCUUUCAGGUGGCAACGUCCCAGAACAAAGUGUACCUUUCCGCAGACAACCUUGUCCUUAACCUUCAAGACGACUCUUUUAACAAGUAUGUUUCUCUUAGCUUCACUCUCUCUUAGCUUCAUUCUCAUAUCAUCAUGCCCUAGUCUGGCUCUGUCCUCUCUUUCAUGGCGCUACACCGCCCAGAUGGUUUGUUUCAGUUGCCUCAAGCAAGGUUAGAGCUGAAAUAUUGAAUGUUCAGUUUCCUGCACUAUCACAUUUCCCAUGGAAAAGUAGGAAUUCCACCAAAUUCCCUAAAGAUGCCCUGAGUUUUUUGAAGCGGCUCCAUACUGGCAUUGAUGGUAGCUUGAAGAUAACCACAUUUUUAGCAAAACCAUGACUAAUGGCUGCUCUUCUCACAUUGCCUCCAGUGUGCAUGCUGUGUCAUUUUCACAGCAUAGGCCUAUGGCCACCAGGGGUGUUCAUUUAAGCACCAAAUGGAAAACCACAACUGAAACAGGGAGGGACUAUCUGGACUUGUCCAAUAAGAAACACUACUUGUCCUUACAAAACGUUUUUUUAAAAGUUUUGUUACGUGUGCGCUAAUGAACACGACCCUGGUUUUUGCUUUCCAUGUCACUGAUUUUGCCUGGUCACUGGAAUGGAAAUGACUAGUCAGAUUAUCACACUGAAAUAGUUCUCGGCUUAUUUUAAUGCUGCCAAGGAUCUUCAAUGUCCAUACGUAACUGAUCAUAGAAACUGACACACAACCUGGUGCCAAAUGCCUGUCAUUCAUUCCUCAUACAUGUUAUAUUAUUAUACAGUUGAGAAUAAGACCGAAAAAAACCUGGGAGUACCAUAUACCAUAUGUUCAGCAAAGCAACCAAUCCAUCCCAUGCGUAUUGAUGUACUUUUGACUGAAAUCAGUCUUGUCAGAGUCUGGAGAAACCGUCAAAAAUAUGACUUAUUUUUUUUCUCUCAGAUGCUGUAAUCUCUCAUUGUAUCAUCCCUGUACGUUUUAGAGCACUUUAAAUAUACUAUGGAUUUACAUUUUUAUACUGUAUCAUUAACACGUACAACCCCCUUUGCUUGUGUUUCAGUCUAUCACUGGGAAAGAGGUAGGUUGUUGAAGGCUCUAGCAUUCCACCUGUCUGAAGCUCCAUCCACAGCUAAAACCAGUCGGUCUCUCUGUCCACCUGCCUAUAUCUCUGAUUGUAUCUCCAAGUGGCUUACCGACUCACUGGAGAAGACUCUAAAGCAUCGGAUUGCUGUGUGUAUGACAUGGAUAGGGUCAGGCGGAACCUGCAGCGAUAUAAUAUCUUCAUGCUCCCCUCCAGAAAAGAUCUGAAAUCAAUAAUGUUUGUGGGAUCAAACCAAAUAGCACUAGACUAUGAGACAUAAUUGGCUGCUUUUGUUAUUAAUAAGUUGUGCAGAUGAUGCUGUAAUGAUAUAAAUAAGGAACCCUACUUGUUCUGUCUGGCCCUAGAUGUGUACAUGUGUUUUGAGGACAGCAGGACUAGACUCUUGGUGGAUCAAAUAUGUCAGAGUGAAAUUGGACAAAGGCUGCACUGGAAUGGUGUGUGUAAAAAAAAUACAAAUAAAAUACAAAUAAAAAAAUAUUUUAAGAUGUGCUUGUGGAAUGAAGGUGAAGUUAUGACUUUGUCUUUUAUUUUAUAUGCAACUGCACUGUUUACUGCUGGGCCUAGCUGCCCUAUGUCGUUGUGUUGUUGAAUUAUGACCAUGCUAUCUGAUACGCUUCUGCUAUGGUACAGUACUACUCAGCGUGAUCAAGGUCUGCCAAAAAGAUUCCAUCCACUGGUUUGAAGUGGAGAGGAAGGCUUUGCUCUUCUAUGUAUUAUUACAUUGUUCACCUGCAGCGGAUUGAGACAUGACUGAAAAUAAAGGGGGACAGCACAAUAAAUAUUUUUUUAUUUCAAUGACCUGUUAUAUGUGUGGGUGCAUGCAGGUGCAUUUAUUGUUGUUGAAAAACACAUGCCUAUGUAAGGAAAGUCUCACUAUUUUCCACUUUCAGUUUUUCUGAGAAAUGAAAUGUUCCCAUGACUUAAUCAGACAUCUUAGAUAACAGUACAUCCUGUUAUUGUACUAGGGGGAUCUUUAGCUAUACAUUUACAAUGACAUUAAAGCCUCUACAUGACUGCUCAUCUGGAUUUAAUGUAUUGUUGCUGGCAUAUGCUUCCCUGGUGACCUGUGAGAUGGGAAUCGAACAUACAGUGCAUUCGGAAAGUAUUCAGACCCCUUCCCUUUUUCCACAUUUUAUGUUA